Lepisosteus oculatus (spotted gar) is the source of this 3589-nucleotide messenger RNA. The record is from RefSeq and is a predicted model, not a curated record. Lineage: Eukaryota; Metazoa; Chordata; Actinopteri; Semionotiformes; Lepisosteidae.
CCACUUAGCCUUUCCCAGGGUGCACCGGGGGUCAAGAUGGCGGCCGCGGCGGCACUGGAGCGGAGCUACAUAGAAAUAUGUGGUUUCGAGAGAGAAACCCUCCAGAAAUUCCGAGAUAUAACGGUUGAUCCAGGGGUGAAUGCUCUUCCCGGAGGAGUCAAAUAUCCGGACAGUGCUGGUGGAUUCCAUUAUGAGGAAUGUGACAAGCUCCUGUCUGUUACAAGCAACAGGUUCAUACAGUGUUUUCUGGGACAGUGGUGUUUUUUCAUUGCAAAUCUGCAGCUGCAGAGCAGGGUGACGGAGUACGAGUUCCCCCCAGAGGAGUUCCAUCAGCUGCAGGAGGAAUACUGGUCCCGGUUCUACGCCUGUUGCCUGCAGUACCAGGAGGCCCUGGCCACGCCCCUCGCCCUGCACGUCAACCCCGGCACCUCCAUGGUCUGUCUGCUCAAGAAGGGCUUCCUGUCAUUUCUGGUGCCCUGCUUUGGUGUGGAUCACCUGUACCUGUCCUCCUCUGAGAACCUGGCCGUGGAGGACGAGACCUCCGUCACCGAGGACCCCGACACGGCCCGGGACGUCCUGCAGCUGGUGCACUGCCUGCGUCUGCUGGGCGAGUCGGUGUCGCCCGACAUGGCGCUCAUGAUGGAGAAGGCCGUGGAGCACCUGCACCCGCCGGAGAAGGCGGCAGAGCGAGUGCUGGAGAGCCUGCUGGCCAAUGAGAGCAGCAACGUUAUAGAGGACAUCCAGAGUAAACUGCAGGACAUCCGCAACCCUCUGAACGCCAUCUCCAUCCUGCUCCGGGAGAUGGACUAUGAAACAGAGGUGGAAGUGGAAGAUCAAUUUGCUGCAGCCCAGCCCCUCGGCGUGCGCGUGAGUCUGUCCCAGCUCCUGGGCAGCGGCCUGGCCGUGACCCUGGUGUGCCAGGCCGCGUGUCAGAGCGCCGCUGCCCGCCUGCUCCUCUGCCGGGACCUGCUCGUGCUGCUGCAGCUCUACGUGCGCCUGGGGGACAACGCGUACCUGGGCGUGAGAGGGCAGCUCCUGCAGCUGCAGCAGGACCUGAUCCCCCGGACGGCUCACCUGCUCUGCUCCUACUACCUGAUCAGGUGGGCUGGGCAGUGCCUGUCCACGCCGGUGCCCCUGGACACGCUAGAUGCUAACCUGCAGCACCUGUCGGUCCUGGAGCUGUCUGACUCCCCUGCCCUGGCUCCCAAUAAAUCAGUGCUGAGUCCCCAGACUGUGGCCGAGCUGUUCUACCAGAACGUGGGCAGGAAGGCCAUCGUGUCUCAGAUCUACGCUCAGCAGGUCGCUCCUCUGAGCCAGGCUGUCCUGAGCUGGACCCAGCUGGUCCCUGCUGUCAUCACCUCCCUCUCCCAGCACCUAUGGCCGAGCAAUCCGGGAUUUCUCUUCCCAGAGUGCCUGAUGGGAAACUGCCAGUACACCCAGCUGCAGGAUUAUGCCCGACUGAUCAGUCCCUGGUGUCAGGUGAAUGUUGGAUCCUGCCAGUUUGUGCUGGGACAGUGCUAUCUGGCCACGGGGGAAGGACACAAGGCUCUGCAGUGCUUCCAGGCGGCCGUGACGGAGGUGGAGAAGGAGGAUUUCCUGAUCAGGCUCUCCAGCUCCGAGGAGGAGGAGGUGGCCGCUGCCCCGCGGCUGCAGUACUACAACAAGGUGCUGAGGCUGCUGGAGGACGUGGGCCUGCCCGAGCUGGUCAUCCGGUUGGCGACGGUGGCCGUCUCCGAGGCCAUCCACGACGUCCGGAGCCAGGCGGCCCUGCUGACCCGCGUAUUCAAGCACCACCUGGACCUUGGCCACAACAGCCAGGCGUACGAGGCUCUGACCCAGAACCCCGACUCCAGCAGUUACUGUUUCGUCACCCAGAUAUUUUGCAUUAUGGCAUUAAACAGUUUUUAAUGUAUUUAUUUCUUGUCUCAGGUGGUCAGUAUAAUUGAGUCCCGUGCCAGAGCAGUGGACCUGAUGACUCACAAUUACUAUGAGCUGCUGUAUGCUUUCCAUAUCAACCGGCACAACUACAGGAAAGCCGGCACAGUGAUGUUCGAGUACGGGAUGCGUCUGGGCAGGGAGGUGCGCACGCGUCACGGGCUGCAGAAGCAGGUCAACUGCUACCUGGCUGCCAUGAACUGCCUGCGCCUCAUCCGGCCCGAGUAUGCCUGGAUCGUGCAGCCGGUGUCCGGCGGAGUGUACGAGCGGCCGGGGGCUUCCCCGAAGAGGAGUCACGACGGAGAGUGUGCUGCAGGCCCAGUGAGCCGUCAUAUUGACAUCCUGGAGCUGAAGGAUCUACAGAAGGAGUACAUCCUGGCUCGGAAUCGCCUGACCCUGGCACAGCACGAUCCCUCCUCUGCUGCCAUUGCAGGAAGCGCUUCGGCGGUGGAGAUGGUGACCUUGCUGGUGCAGGCCGGGCUGUUCGACGCGGCCCUGUCGCUCUGCCAGACCUUUCAGCUCCCCCUCACGCCUGUCUUCGAAGGGCUGGCUUUCAAGUGUAUUAAGCUGCAAUAUGGCGGAGAAGCACAUCAGAAUGAAGCCUGGAACUGGCUUGCUGCUAAUCAGCUGUCCUCUGUAAUCACCACCAAAGAAUCGAGUGCCACGGAUGAGGCCUGGCGUCUGCUGUCCUCUUACCUGGAAAGGUACCCAUCCCAGAAUGCCCAGUACCACCGCUGCGUUCUCGACAAGCUGCUGUCGCAUGGCGUGCCCUUACCGGACUGGCUGGUCAACGGGUACAAGGUGGUGGACGCCGCAGGGUUGCUGCGCCUCUACCUGAAUUACGACCUCCUGGAGGCGGCAGGGGAGCUGGUGCUGGAAUAUGUGGAUGCCCUUCUUGGAAAAGGCCACCAGUACUUUGGAUUUGAAAAGCCUUUGUCAGCCACUGGUCCCCUGGCCUGGCUUCCUUAUCUGUCCAUUGAUCAGCUGCUACAGACCCUCAGCGAGAACCAGGCCAACGCCUUUAAUGCCAACCUGUACCAGAAGCUGCAGGAGAAGCUGGGUCAUUACCACAGACUUGUGGAGCAGGCCACCUUCCAGAAAACAAUGAAACUAUAGUCCCUACCGGGGGUCUCGAACCCGAGCUGUUCACACCAGAGCACUGCCUUUUCACCUGUGCAUUGAACCCAUUUCAGACCACGAUAAAAUAACCUGAAGUGUAUUUUUCUAUUGACAGUAAAGGAAUAUUGUUUAUAUACAAAUAGAGAUUUUUCAUUGGAAUGUUGGUUUGCUCUCAGUGAUUCAGCCACUGCUCCUGGUCUGGUUUUUAUUCGAUGUCACAGACCGGUUUGCUCUUACAAUGCCUGAUCAUGUACAAUACGUGUAUGUAUGUUGCGUUUUUUCCCCUAAAAACGUCUGACUGGGACUCAUUCAAGAAUGUUUGUCACUAGGAUUGAAAAAAAUACUGUAUAUUUUCUUCUUUAUACCUAAAAAGUACACGGUAACAAACAUCUUGUUUCCACCCUUGCGUUUGUUGUGGAUUUGUAGUGUUUUGUACUCGGCCUGUGAGUUUCACCUGCGGGGUGCCUGUAAAUUAAGAGUUUUCUGAAUUUUUGUCAUUUUCUGUAUUUGCAGUCAAUAAAAUGUUACUUCUUAA